Molecule: messenger RNA, 3476 nt
Organism: Drosophila santomea
Lineage: Eukaryota; Metazoa; Arthropoda; Insecta; Diptera; Drosophilidae
Gene: cpx
Product: complexin
Exons: 7
Coding region: 443-871 (142 amino acids)
Biological process (GO): neurotransmitter transport; synaptic vesicle exocytosis; regulation of neurotransmitter secretion
Cellular component (GO): terminal bouton; SNARE complex
Molecular function (GO): syntaxin binding
Source: RefSeq, a predicted model, not a curated record
GCGUGCAGAAGAGUGCGAACAUAGCAUGAAGUAAGAAGCGCCGAGAAAACAUAGCGACGGUGUAGGUGAAAUGUGGCAAGCAAAUCAAAAGUAUUAAACACACACACAUUGCCAGUGCGCACGGACACGCACAGCACACUAUUACACCAGAGCAAGUGCGUGAAGUCUAUCUGCCUAAUGCACUCUAUUCUUCUGUGGACUCCUUAAAACAAACACACUUUGCGCAGACUAUUUGGAACUUUGCUGUUGAACCGCCAAGUCCACAAAGGAAUUUUCAAGGAAAAUCUGAAAGGAAUACUUGCUGAAGUAAGGCCAGCUUACCGUGCAGUCAGGACCCAGCAACCGAGACCCAGGAGCCAGCGCGAGUACAAGUGCAUCGCAUCGUGCGGAAGCGGAAGACCACAGAAAGGCAAAGCCACGCCCCUAGAGCGACAGCCCAAAGAUGGCGGCCUUCAUAGCUAAGCAGAUGGUUGGAAACCAAUUAAGUGCCGUUAAAGGCGCUGUAGGAGGUGAUGGAGGCGAUGAUGGCGACGACAAGGAAAAGGCAGAGGAGGAGGAAAGGGAGCGUCAGGAGGCCAUCAAGGAGGCCGAGGACCGGCGCAAGGAAAAGCACCGAAAAAUGGAGGAGGAGCGCGAGAAGAUGAGGCAAGACAUUCGCGAUAAGUAUAACAUCAAGAAAAAGGAGGAGAUCGUGGAGGCGACCCCCCAAGAAGAGCCCAAUCCCCUGAUGCGGAAAAAGAAGACGCCCGAGGAACUCGCCGCCGAAGCGGAGCAGGAAGAGCUCGAUGAUUUUACAAAACUGAAAAAUCAAAUAGAAACGCAAGUAAAUGAGCUAAAAACUCAAAUAGAGGGAAAAUGUGUCAUGCAGUGAUAUGUCAGUCACCAUAAUAACAGAUAAAUAAAUAUGAUGAUGAAAUACAAGUAAUAAUGAUAAUAUAGCCCAUAAAAGGAAAUUGAUUUAACUCGACUUGAAAUUGAAUUUGUUAAUAUAAGAUCAGUUAAGUUACAUGGGAACCAUAAACAGAACGAAUUAAAACUACUGCGAAUCUAGAGCCUAAUAUAACUUUACCCGGCAGCAACAUAACGCCUCCUUAACAAUAAAUCCUAAAAUCGAUGACAGCUAUAAUUCGAAGUGAAAUAGUUUGCAAAAUUAAAAUACAAACAAAACGGUAAACUCCUAAUGAAUUUUAAAGCAGCUAAAACACAAAUCAAAUCAUUAAACGCCCAACUAUAGUGAAGGCCUUUAAUAAUAUUCAAAUCACUUUGCUUCGAUAGUAAUGUAAUAUACUCAAACCCAAUAUACAAUAAAUAAUCGUUCUUUAGUUGAUAUAAAAAGUAACGAUCUAAUGAAUAUAUCGAAUCGACACGGUGAAACUCGAAUGCAAACAGAAACAAAUAAUAAGUACAUAACAUAAAACAAAACUACCAAUCCUAAAAAACCAAAAGCCAAUAGAGCGACAGAGGAGGCUACCAAGUUAUGUCGAACCGUCGAAGUACAUAUGUUGCUGAAAUCACACUGGACUUGAAAUCCAUCUAUAAGUAUAGAUAUAUUAUUAAAUAAAUCGGCGAAUAUGUUAAAAAUGCCAUUCAAAUAUAUAUAUAUAUAUAAACGUAUAUGUAUAUGUAUAUAUAUACACCCGUUGUGUAUAUAUGUAAAUUUCAAGAAUUUAACUAGAAGUAAAAAUUCUUGCAAACGAAUUGGCUGCAGAUACGUUGAAAUGGCUGAUUCUCCAAAUUGUUAGUCCUAACCGAGAGAAAAGGUUAAAUAUAAAUGAAAAAGGUUCAGUCAAUUUGUUUUACAAAGUUUGAGUCAAACAUCUUUAACAGCUGUUACAUUUUGUUUCUUUCUUAUACAAACAUCAUACCUACACAACAAGAAUUGAGAAUUUCGAUCUUUUUGAGACAGUUAAUGCUCUCUCUGAAUGAUGCUUCUGAAAUUUCCCACUUAGACAUGUUCUUUCGGUGUUUUAUAAGUAUCAUCAACAACAUCCAGAACAACAGCACUAGAAAACGCCUACAACCAGUACAAGAACAACAUCAACAACAACAUCAACUUCAGAAGAAUCCAAAUAUGUAUUAUAAGAUAUAAUCAAUACUUUCCCAGCAAAAAAUAGAAGAAAACAAAAAGCUACAUGAACAACAGCAUCAACUAAACAAAAUCAUUGCAAUUUGCAGGCUAGCAUUUCCUACCUUAUUUCUGAACGUUGCGAAUAAAUUUGGAUACGGUUUACCAACUAUGCCAAACCAAACACGCUCAUAUACCUUCCCAUACAGGGUCACUAAUCACUAGCAUUUACAUAAAUGGCUAUAUGUUGUUGUUCCGGUCCAGUUAUUAGCAACGAUAUAUACAUAAAUCUGUAUAACUUGCAUUAGAAGUCGCCUAAAUGAAAGAUCUAGAUCCACACUCGAUACGUAACAUCCAAAUCCAAAAAUGAGUUUCAAAAUAUCAGUUAAAGAUUCUUACUCAAAUUUUUCUAAAAAUUCUCAACAUCAUGUUUUUACAAGUCGGUGGGACAGCGGCAAACCAACAAGGCUUAACGCCCUUCUCUGUCAACCUAAUAAAGCAAUCCUCUAGUGCCCCCUCGCUCCAUACAAUGUUAGGAACGAUCAAACCAAUGAAUGAAUGCCUUAACGUGGCUCAAAUGACUAGACCAUGAGUAGCGAAUAGAUGAUGAUAAAAUAAUUUGACUCUACCCUAAGAAAAUAGCUUGCAGUCCCUUGCUUUGUUUCCCUAUCGUCUGUUACUGAACCUGCACCCAAAAAUGUAUCUUAGCUAUGAUCCUUUUAAACUCGAAACUAAAAGUCUAUAAAGUAACCGCUUUUCAAAUACUUAUAGAAAAUGUGUACCUAGAUUCUACUAUAUGAAUUGCGUCUUGUCUCACACAUUUAUAUACGAUUGAAGGCCACUUUAAUUGUUUAAUAUAUUGAAUAAACACAUAAUUAAAUCCAACACAACUAAUUGAAGCAUACUAUUCAAUCUUAACCAAGUUUUAACGUUAUCAUAAAUGUUUAAAGUGUUAAAUGGUUCAGAUGCUCUUGUUUUCAUUUAUAAUUUGUUGAUAUUAUGUUACCGUUCAAAAUAUAGUAUUGAAAAUGUAAUUAUAUGUAUAUCAGAAAGUUCACAAAACCACAGAUUAUUAAACAUUAAUAUCUAUAUUAUAUCUAUAUCUAUAUAUAUAUAUAUAUAUAUAUAUAUAUAUAUAUAUGUAUAUGUAUAUAUAAAAAAUAUAUAUUUAUGUAUAAAUAUAUAUACAUAUAUUUAUAAAUAUAUAUAUGUGUAACUUAAUAGGAAAAUGAAUUUAAUAGAGAAAGAACAGACAAAAAUUAUAAGUAAUAAUGAUGAAAGAAUACCAUUGAAGUCAUUAUUAGAUGUGAAAGACGUUCUAUACGUAGCAAAACAGAAACAAAAACAUAAGAAAAUCGUUAAUAGUUGAUUAAUUAUAUUGUUACUUUGAACAUUUAAUUAAAACGAACGA